Sporisorium graminicola is the source of this 2049-nucleotide messenger RNA. RefSeq lists its product as uncharacterized. Gene Ontology annotation, cellular component: intracellular anatomical structure; catalytic step 2 spliceosome. The record is from RefSeq and is a predicted model, not a curated record. Bases 1 to 2049 code for a protein of 682 amino acids. Lineage: Eukaryota; Fungi; Basidiomycota; Ustilaginomycetes; Ustilaginales; Ustilaginaceae. The transcript has 2 exons. Gene Ontology annotation, molecular function: RNA binding.
AUGUCGACCUCGACAGCUGGACCAGUCUUCUGGAAGCCAGGCUCGGCACGGCCCGGUAGCUCUCUCGAUCGGUCGUCCGAAUCUGCACCCCUCAUCACAUCUCUCCCUCCGCUAUCUCCAUCUUCUUCCGGCCAACUACCCAUCCAUGCACAGCGACUCACCAUCCUGCACGCACUCGAAGCCCAACAGAUUCUCAUCAUCGUUGGCGAGACCGGCUGCGGCAAGACCACCCAACUGCCCCAAUUCCUCUACAACGCCGGCUGGGCCUCCUCCCCUUCCACAACCGGCAUCAUCGCAUGCACGCAGCCUCGUCGCGUCGCAGCCUCCACCAUCGCCGCCCGCGUAUCCGCCGAGCUCGGCACCAAACUUGGCCAGGAGAUCGGCUACACGAUCCGGUUCGAAGACAACUCGGAUCCGCGCACUACGAGGAUUCGGUACAUGACGGACGGUGCCUUGUUUCGCGAGUGUGUGCGCGACCCGCUGCUGACGCGCUACAGUGUCGUGAUGGUCGAUGACGCGCAUGAGAGAGAAGUGUACACGGAUCUGUUGUUAGGCGUGCUGGCGAAAAUUUGCAAGAAGAGGCGCGAGUUCAGGGUGGUCGUGUCGAGUGCGACGAUCGAUGCGCUGCUGUUCAAGGAUUUCUUUGAGGCGGAGGGAGUGAGUUCAGCAGUGCUGAGGCUGCAAGGCGGGCGGUCAUUUCCAGUCCAUACGGCGUUUUUGGAGGAACCAUGCGCAGACUACGUACAGCAGACGAUCGAUACUAUCUGGAACAUCCACCUCAGCGAACCCAAGGGGGAUAUACUCGCAUUUCUCACCGGUCGAGAAGAGAUCGAAUACGCCCUUCAGCAGCUGUCGGAUCGACAAGCCGACUUGCCUGGAUCUGCGGCACGGAUGCAUCUGCUGCCGCUGCAUGCGGGACUCUCAGCCACGGAGCAGGUCGAGAUCUUUGCUCCCGCCCCCACGCGGGAUACACGCAAGGUGGUGGUUGCGACUAACAUCGCCGAAGCUUCCAUCACGCUAGACGGGAUAGUGUACGUGGUCGAUUGUGGAUUCGUCAAAGUGCGCACCUCGCACGCUGCCGCCGGAAGCAAGACGGGAGGAGGGAUAGACUCGCUAAGCGUACAGCCCAUCAGCCGGGCAUCUGCGAUCCAACGUGCCGGGCGAGCGGGUCGUACUCGAGCAGGCAAAUGUUUCCGCUUGUACACUGAAGCGUCGUUCCAGCAACUGCGCGCCACCACCGCUCCUGAGCUGCACAGAGUCGACCUGUCGAGUACGAUUCUGAUGCUCAAGCUGCUGGGGAUCGAUAACCUGGUCAAGUUCGACUGGGUGCCUCCUGCGCCGGCGCCCGAAGCGCUUGCCGCGGGCCUGCAGAAGCUGGUGCAGCUCGGGGCGCUGGACGACCACGCUCGUCUAACCGAGAGCGGGGGGUGGAUGGGCGAGCUGCCGCUAGCGCCGCACUGGGCGCGCAUCCUCCUUGCCUCCGCCGAACCGCGCCAUGCGUGUGCCAGCGAGAUUUUGAGCAUCAUCGCAAUGCUGCAAGUCACGCAUCCCUUCUUCGACCCGCAGUCGGCGCAGACCCAGCUGAGCGUUCGAGGGUUCGCCGCACAGCAAGGAGACAUGUAUACACUGCUCAACGUGUACCUCGCCUUCACUGCCGAGCGUGGACGCAGCGCCAAAUGGUGUGCCCGCCACAGACUCAACUUCUCCGCACUCAGCCGUGCCGUCAACAUCCGCGCACAGCUCGAAAAGUUCCUCCUCCGCUUCGCUGCCGCCACGACCUCGUCGUCACUAGAUCCACGAUCCUCGAUUCUGGGCAAGCAAGAUGCAGUGGAACGUAUCACCAAAUGCCUGCUCACAGGGCUGUACCCGAAUCUAGCGAGGUACGACGAGUCUUCCAUGACGUACACCACUGCUUUGAGCAACACGGUCGUAAACGUGCACCCGACGAGCUUGUUCUUCAAUCGCCGCCCGGAUGCCGGCAAGAUGUGGGUCUUGGGUCACGGAGGCUGUGCCUGGCGUGUACAGGGUGGAUACGCGGUGGGGUGGUGA